Messenger RNA from Mytilus trossulus (common blue mussel), 2616 nucleotides. Its product is annotated as spindle and kinetochore-associated protein 2-like. The transcript has 9 exons. Gene Ontology annotation, cellular component: spindle microtubule; outer kinetochore. Gene Ontology annotation, molecular function: microtubule binding. Lineage: Eukaryota; Metazoa; Mollusca; Bivalvia; Mytilida; Mytilidae. Gene Ontology annotation, biological process: mitotic cell cycle; cell division; chromosome segregation. The coding region runs from base 49 to 825 and encodes 258 amino acids. The record is from RefSeq and is a predicted model, not a curated record.
UUGUCCAAUCACAGAACAGUUUACUAUUACCGGAAGUAAAUAAAGAAAAUGGAGAAAAAUGUUGAGAUUUUGGAAUCAAUGUUCCAGCAAGCAGAAUCUGAUCUGAAUUAUUUGUCCAGGAAGAUUGAGUUUGAAUUUGAUAAAGAUAAUGAAGAAAAUAAGGUGAACCCAGCUAAAAUGCUACAGAAAAUACAAGACAUAAAGAAAGAAUAUGGAUCUCUUGUCAAAGAAGCAGCUGCUAUACAGCAAGUCCAGAAGGAAGCAGCAGAUUAUUUUAAGACACAGAUUCAGACUGUAUGUAAAUUGUUAGAAGAUCUACAACAAAAAACAGGAAAAUCAGAUAAUGAAAGACCCCAGGAACUUGAUAAGAUAGAAGAAAUACUGGGAGUUAAAAUUCCUACAGGUUGUGAGAUUCAGGGUCCAUCUGGUGACCAGAAAGAUACAGGAGAGGAAGAAGAAAACCAUACUUAUACUAUUGAUUCUAAAAAUAAUACAGAGGAAGAAAACACAGCAGGAGCCGAGAGUUGUUUAUCCCCUGCCGAGUUACGGUCUGGUACCUGUGAGUUUAUAGAGAUCACUGAGUCAGAGUUUGAUACAGUAUCUACACUCAUAAAGGGAAGAGUUAAACUUUUAGAAGUCAAUAUGGUAUACAGAAUACUGUGGAGACAUUUUAAAGAGGAAGAAAACAAGUCACCUUUGUCAACAGGUGAAAUGAAUAAAAUGGGACUGAAAGUGUUUGGUUCAACAGGAGAAGCUAAGUUAAAGGUACUCAGGGCUCUAAAACUACUUACCAUUUCAAGGAACAAAGACGUACAGCUAGUGUAGUGAAAUAACUAUAAAUAACCAAAGAAUACAUGUUAGUUUUGUGGUACAUGACAUGUGUAUGGUUGUAUGAGAGGACCACAUUACAUACCACAGAUGUUGUAUGAAGAGAUGUCAGCCACAGUUUAUUUUGUGAACUGUCUGGUCUUUGUAUCAAAGAACAACUCAGUCAUGACAUUUAGUCGAAAAAAUAUGAGGGAAUGACCUCAAUUUUUUUUUUAAAUAAUGUAAAUUAAAAAUGAAAAGAUGACAGGGUUCUAGCUAAGGAUUUUUGAAGGCGAGUCCAGGGACUCUUAAUUUUUAGCCAUGAUAAGUCCAACAGCAAGAAGAAAAUAUUUUAUUGCAAUAUAAUGUAAUAUCUUAUUGAUAUUUAUUCUCCAUUUCAUAACAGAGCAAGGAAACAACAUUAAAUUCAGAUCACUUUAAAACUUUUUCUAUAAAAUGAUGAUAUUUGUGUUUAACUGUGUUCUGACAGUUUAUACAAAAUAUUUCAAUCUUGAUGCAUCUGUGGACUCACCAGCAUUGGAAAAUGGUGAGUCCAGACAGAUUUUGAUGAGUCCAGGACUCAUGGACUGGCCUUAGUGAGAACCCUGGAUGAAUGAUGAUACGACAUUUGUAUUAGUGAAUGUUAGGUAAAUUUGAAAUAGAAUCAAAGCCAGGUUUAUGACAGAUUUAUAGUUUUACUUACUGUAUAGAAUGGUUAUAAAUUGAAAAUCUCUGACUUUUUAUUCUUGUGCAAUACUUUUAUAGUGUUUAGAUUAGCCUCGUAGAUGACUGAUGAAUUCAUGCAUUUUGCCAUUUAUUUCCUAUUAUCACAAUGCUUGUACUAUAAUAUCACAGUGAAAAUUUACGCAAAUUGACCUCUGGUCAAAUGGUGUUACUCAUUCAUAAAAAAAAUUGAGAUUGGUGCAUGAUUUCUAAAAUUUCAAAAGAAUAAUAUGUUGUGUUUUAUCAUGAAGGUUUGUGGAAUACAAGAUACUGGUAAUUGAGUUAAGUGAAUUAGACUUAAAAUGAGUAUCUGAUUUAUCAUGCUAAUCUCUAAAUUAGUUUUCAUUUGAUGCAACAAAAUAUUAAUCCAAAAUUUUAAACUAAAUUUUAUAUGUACUUGAAUGUAUUCUGCAUUUGUGGAAAACUUUAAUGAAGAAGUGAGACAAUACUGUGGAUUCAGUUAUUUUCGUGGGUACCAAAUUUCGUGGAUUUAGCAAAAUUUGCUUGUUUGUGGAUAUUUGAUAUUGUGGUUUUGCCGAAUUCUAAAUACAUCUCUAAGGAAAAUUUGUUAUUCAUUUGACAUUUAAAUUUGUGGUUCACCUGUACCCACAAAAUCCACGAAAAUUGGUAUCCAAUGAAUAAUAAUGAAUCCACAAUAAUAAAACAAAAUCUUAUUUGCUACUACCAUUUAUGUAAUGCUAUUCCCUCUGACAGCAAGAGACAAGUUGUAAUUAUCUUUAAAAUUUGUGUUUUUUUUUUUUUAGAUAACCUGUAAAUUUUUAACAUGCAGUACAUAAUGUUUGUUAGAUUAGAAUAUGCAUAACACCCAAUUAAGGUAUUGGAAACCAUCAAUAUAUAAUUUUUUAGAACCAAUCUGUAGUUGAGAUAACAAGGUGCUUCCCUAGGUUUCAUGUGGGACUGAACAACCAUAAACAAGUGUGUGACAUUGAUACCAUUUCAAUUAUGUAUACACAGUAUAAAAUUGUGCAUGUUGUGCUAUAACUGGUAUUAUUAUCAGGUAAUUUGUUAAUCUAUUGGUUCAUUGAAUAUACAUAUGUUGAUAUAAUAAAAAUACAAAUGAAAGAA